AUGCCCGAUCUUCCUCACGAGGUGGUUUUGGCUGGGCCUGUUUCCGACACUUCAUCCCCAGGGACCCCACCACCCCAGCCCAUAAAUCCCGAAGAUGACCUGUCGGCCCCGGACAGCUCCGGCCCAGCGCUAGCUCCUGCACCGGCCUUGGCAGAGUCUAUGCCAGGGCUGUUUCCGCCUGCCUCCUCACAUGUCACCUCUGUCCUACAGUCCGUUCGGGAUUUCAAGCAACCCUUCUUCCUGGACAUUUGCGCGGGAGCGGGCUCGCCGCUCAGUUCAGCUUUCCUGGAGAAGGGGGUGCCAUGUCUGUCAAUAGACAUUCUCAUCGACACAAACAUGGAUCUUCUCCAGGACGAUUUCUUUGAACAUUUACUGCGCAUUUGCACGUCCCGCCAGGUUGCCCUUGCGCACGCUGCCCCUCCAUGCAGGGAGCACUCUCGCCUGAAACUCCUUCCUAGAGGCCCAAAAGCGCUUCGGACUCCGGCUUUCCUGAAUGGGCUCCCCGACCUGUCGGCAUCACAGGCUCUUAGAGUCCAGGAGAGUCACUUGAUCUUUGAGCGUUGCGUUCAGCUCUUGCAUGUCAGCUUUUCCUGCGGCGCGCAGGUGUCGCUCGAACAGCCGCCCAACAGCAUGGCCUGGAUGGAGCCGAUUGCAACCAAUUUCUUGGCAUCCAUCAGUGCGGAUCUGGUCCACGUGGCCGCUUGUUCCGUCAAUCUCAACAUGCACAAAGCUUGGCUUUUCGCCACUUCAUUCAGAGCCUUUCAGGCCUUCGCCUCUACAUGUCCACACACCGAGGGGACCCACGUGGCCUUACAGGGUUUGCGUGAUGAGGCUGGCAUCUUUUGCAGUCGGGCAUCUGCAGAGUACCCCCCCCGUUUGGCAGACAUGUAUGCUCAGCAAGCCCUGCCUCUCUUCGACCUUGAGCAAGGGGUAGGUACUGCCCUUUCUCUCGCCACGGUACCUCUGCUUGCCAAACCCAAGGACCUUCAUGAGGCUCCAGUGGCUUCGCAGGAUGGGGCCGGCAUCCUUUCCACGCCAGACUGGAGUGCACCACCUUCAGGAGCUACAGACGUCUUUGCGCGCCUUAGGCCUAAGCUGAUGACCUUUCUCCUUCAGGGUCGUUUUCCUCAGCGUUUGCGCACUUUGGUUUUGGGGGGAUCCGCGGAGGCUCUUUUCUCAACCUCGGAGGUAGACGCCCUUCGUCGCCUCUUCCAGGAGUGGCUGUCGGCUUAUUUCCCUGGCAUAACCGUUUCCUGGGAAAUCUCGGCAGGGCAACCAUACUGCCUUCAGGCGCUGGCAGCUGUCUCACGCAUUUGCCAAGAUCGAGACGUUUCCCUGUUCACCUGUCUGGAACAGGGAGUGCCCACUGGCUUUGACGGGGACAUCCCGUUGUCCAACAUUUUCUUGCCACAAGGAGGGGGCCAUCCUUUCGAGCAAUCACUCGGCAUUUGUCAUGGCAAUUGGUCGAGUGCUGAAGCGGACCUUCCAACCCUGCAUGCCUUAGUGGAGGAGGAGAUCGCGAAUGGCUGGUUCUUGGAGCUGGAUUCUUUGGAAGCGGCUCAAGAGCGUUUUGGUGACAAACUGGCAAUUGGAAGGAUGUCUAUCGUCAAAGCUGCGUCUUGUGGUCCCGGCCGUCGUUGGCUUUUUUACCGCGUUUGUCCCUUUGGAGCAAACUUCUCGGCCCUCUGGUUCCAGCGCCUUGGAAGCUUUUUCCUUCGCACUUUACACCUUUGGACUUGGCUUCGACACGCCCUGCUGGGCUACGUGGACGACUUUAUGUUGUUUCAGGACCAGGAGGUCAUUGGCCUUACAGCGUGCAUGACACUGGCCUUUUGUGCUCUGUUCAACAUACCGCUGUCCAACGCUAAGUUACAGCUUGGCAGCGGUAUCCACUGGAUAGGCUGGUACUUUUCCUUCGGUUCUGGCACUUUCUCUAUUCCGGUUGAAAAAGUCCAGAAGUUGAAGCGCCUGUUGCAGGAAGCUUUACAGGGUCGCCAUGUCUCGAAACGGACCCUGGACAAGGUCACCGGGUUGCUGCAGUGGUUUUGCAAGCUGUACAAACAUUUCAAGCCCUGGUUGCAGACCCUAUAUGCUGAUGCGAACCGUCCAUUGGCCACCAACUACAGCAUUGACCCUGGCGAUUGGCCCGGCUUGGCCAUCUGCGUUAACGAAGGGCUUAUCUUCACCUCCACACCGCCGGGCACAAGCAUUCCGACAGGCUCUAAGCUCAUCGAAGCCAGGCAUUUGGCCCUGCAGUCUAAGAAAGACCUUGUGAAAAUUCCCACCUCCAAACGCAUUUGGAUGAGGGUGACGGACCCCUCCACCACUCGCCGCAAGCUUUCUGUUUCCAGCCGUGAGAGCCUUCAGUUUUGGCUUAAGUGGUGCGAGGUUCCGCCCCUUUUCUUUCCUUUGCAGAAACCUGCGGACGUUCCCAUCGUCUGCGCCGCCGCCGAUGCACGCGCAGAUGGGGAUCUCGUCGGGAUAGGGGGAUUUAUCGAAUGGCCUUCACGCCAGAUUUCGUGGUUCAGCCAGUCCUGGCGUGUGCCGGACCUUUCGUCACUGGGUGUGCCUUUGCAGGUGCCAGCUCACCAAGACAUCACAUGCUAUGAGACAUUGGCACAGCUUGGCCUCAUUCUUUGUCUCCAUUCCGUGGUGCCCUUGGCACGCUGGACCGUCCGUCUUCGCACUUUGUCCGAUAACACAG
Symbiodinium natans is the source of this 2704-nucleotide messenger RNA. Lineage: Eukaryota; Dinophyceae; Suessiales; Symbiodiniaceae. The record is from the annotation of a GenBank genome assembly.